AUGGCUGCAGCUAUCACGGUGAUGCAGCAUCCCUGUGCUGACGACGAAGAAGAAGACAGCGAUCAUUUCCAGAGGAUAUCUCAAUUGACCGCGCACGGCGGCGAUCGGCAGAUCAGUGAAGGAGGUGCCUCUUUGAUGGAAGAGGCGGUGCCCGACUCUGCAGCAAAAAGACGAAACAACCAUCGAAAAAGCGAAGUCCCGGUAUUCUUUGCGAAUAGUGCCGGAUCGGCAAUGCCCAGACCGCUGUUAUGCUCCAGCCUUCUCGUCACGCUGAUUUAUUGGCUAUGCUUUGUGUACUCGCAGAUCAACCACCAGGACACCGCCGCUUCCUGGGAGAUCCGAGCCAGCUUUAAGCAUUUCGAGGAGCUCAUGGACCGAAAAGCUAGCAAGUUGAAAGUUGGCGGGAAUGAUCAACCCCUCCAGCACGUCUUCAAGGACUGGGGCGACAUGUACUCCUGGAUCCGCACUGGCUAUGUGCCGUUGCUUUGGGAGGAAGGUCCUCGCGGCCGUGGCCUCCUCGCCGAUCGAAUCCGCUUGCUCGGUGGAGUUCGCUUGGCCAAGCAGGUAGCCCAGCCGGUGGACUGCAGCGCUGGUGUGGCGGAGCAGCGGUGGAUCGCCAGUGAAUACAACCACUCCUGCUUUGAAGCGGUCCCCGAUCAAGAAAGAGUGGAGCAGGAAGAUUACUGGCUCGACAUAGAAGAGGACUUGGUCACAACGUUGGCGCAUGUCGACUGGCUGGAGUCGAGUGGUUGGAUCACUCCCAACGCUACAGAUGUCGCGAUCCAGGCUUUCUUCCUGAAUGCCCAGAGCCAGUUCUUCGUGCUCUCCCAGAUGCAGGUCACACUGGAG
Molecule: messenger RNA, 849 nt
Organism: Symbiodinium sp. CCMP2456
Lineage: Eukaryota; Dinophyceae; Suessiales; Symbiodiniaceae
Source: the annotation of a GenBank genome assembly